AUGGAUCCCGAUGACGUCAAGCUCGCGAUCCAGUCCAAGUCAAUUUCUCAUUCUCUCAGCCGCCGCCUCGAGAGUCUCCUCCGGUCGAUGGGCGUAGGAGAAGGCGAGUACGAGCCACGUGUCGUCCACCAGUUCCUCGACCUCUGCUACCGCUACGUCGUCGACGUCCUCACCGACGCCCAAGUCUACUCCGACCACGCGGGGAAACCCGCCAUCGAUCCCGAUGACGUCAGGCUCGCGAUCCAGUCCAAGGUCAAUUUCUCCUUCUCUCAGCCGCCGCCUCGAGAGGUAUUGCUUGAGCUUGCCAGAAGCCGAAACAAGAUUCCGCUGCCCAAGAGGAUAGCACCUCCUGGAUCAAUUCCACUGCCACCCGAACAAGAUACCCUUAUAAAUCCCAAUUACCAGCUCUUAAUACCAAGGAAGCAACCUUUACAAGUCGAGGAAACCGAGGAAGAAGACACAUCCAAUCCAAACCCAAACCCUAACCCUAACCCUGACUCUGCUCCUUCAUCAUCCCAAGAGCAAAGGACGAGUAAUGAGCAACAACAGCAGCAGCAGCAGCUAGGCCAACAAAGGGUCUCUUUUCCCCUUUCUGCAGGAGCAAAGAGGCCAAGAUGAGAGACGGAGAGAGUAUACUUAUGGUGUAUUAAUUUUAUUUUGUAUUCUUAUGCAUUUGUUUGCCUCUCCUUAUUAGGAGUCCUGUAAUUUUUAGCACAAGUUUUAUCUAGGAACCUGCAUAAAAUAGAGUGACCUACGUCAUUUAUCGGAGGACAGAGGGUUUGUUUGAAAUUUUAACUAAUUCUAUUUACGGCUGAAACUAUCUGAACUCUUAUGGGAGUUAUUUAUUUAUUAUUUUUUUAAUGCAA
Messenger RNA from Asparagus officinalis (garden asparagus), 866 nucleotides. RefSeq names its product transcription initiation factor TFIID subunit 9. The record is from RefSeq and is a predicted model, not a curated record. Lineage: Eukaryota; Viridiplantae; Streptophyta; Magnoliopsida; Asparagales; Asparagaceae. Gene Ontology annotation, molecular function: RNA polymerase II general transcription initiation factor activity; protein heterodimerization activity; transcription coactivator activity. Gene Ontology annotation, cellular component: transcription factor TFIID complex; SAGA complex. The transcript is spliced from 3 exons. Bases 1 to 618 code for a protein of 205 amino acids. Gene Ontology annotation, biological process: RNA polymerase II preinitiation complex assembly; DNA-templated transcription initiation.